This is a messenger RNA of Archocentrus centrarchus (flier cichlid), 2154 nucleotides long. Its product is annotated as tectonic-3. Gene Ontology annotation, biological process: smoothened signaling pathway; cilium assembly. Lineage: Eukaryota; Metazoa; Chordata; Actinopteri; Cichliformes; Cichlidae. The record is from RefSeq and is a predicted model, not a curated record. The transcript has 14 exons. Bases 182 to 2005 code for a protein of 607 amino acids.
CAGAAGCUUGCGAUGUGAUUGUGUGUUGAUGUUUAGCUUGUAUUCUCGUUGGUACAUUUUCUAGACUGUUUGAGUCAUUAAAACACACUUUAUUUUACUGUGCGCGUACAAGCGUGCUAUGAGACACCGGAGAAAUACAGUGUAAAUUUUCCAGCUAGAUUUUCAUGGCUCUGUAGAGGAAAUGAAGCUCCUCCAGCGGUGUUUUUUACUCCUGAUAUUGACCGUCGUGAAUGGACGUCUGACUCACGGAGCUACAGAAUCAGUGGGCACUUCCUCCGUCAGUGCCACCCCACCCGAUGGGGAGCCGUUUAACACCGCUACCCCUGCCCCGAGCGAUACGGAGGCCGUGAACUCCACAGGCGUGGAGGUCCCCGCUGUUCGCGCCGUGAACUCCACCGUAAACACGACAAGCUCUGCGUCUGAAGCGCCAACUGCGGCCACGGAGGCUCCGGCUGCGACCACCGUCCAGCCUGCGGUGUCUCCACAGGCUUGUCUCUGUGAUUUAACCCCUGAUUUCUGUGACAUCGGUUGCUGCUGUGACACAGCUGACUGUGGGGUUGCUAACUUGAGCACUGUCUUCACUGGAUGCCCACAAAGAGCCAUAUCAGGCAUUUGCAUUGAGAAAUGGCUGAUGUUCAGAGCGAAUGUGGAUUCAUCUCUUAUCUCAGAGACCAACUCUUUGUUUUGUGUGCGGCCUGCAGAUAGCACAAUCCAGUCUCCCCCAGCUCAACCUCAGUAUCCAGCUUUAGGGGACUCAUACCACUUCUCUCCACAAGAGAGUACAACCGUGAGCCACAGCAGAGGUUUUUACAUGGUCGAUGAUGUCAUCCAGACAUAUUUCCCCAACUCGUCCGUGCGGGGUCUCCUCCGUCAGCCGUCUCCAGGGGUGGCUGCUUCAGCAUUUUGCAUCAAUCGCAACCCUACAAAGUUCUUGAGGUCUGGGUCUCUGUCUUGCACCCGCAUAGUGACUCCUCAGUUAUGCACAACAGAUCCAAGUCUCAGCGCCCACUCCUACUUCUCUGACCUGCAUCUCAUCAAGAUCCCAAAAGCUGAAAUGGCAUCAGUGUCAGAUUUUCUGAUCCCAGUUACCAACCUGUCAGUAUGGCCUUCACCAACCCUACAGAACAACUCCUGUAUUAAUGCAGUGCAAAAGGUGAAGUUUGUCAUACUUUACACAGGCAGAGGUGAACUCACAAGCGCAACAAUCGACGUAGUCCUAGGCAACGUGGAUCUGAAUCAGCUGUUGCUGCAGACGCACUCUGUAGAUUUCCAGCUGACCACGCCGAGCCCCACUCCUGCAGGACUGAACCCUGCAGUUGGACUUAAAGUUGGAUCUCCUCUCAUCGGUCGCUUUUUAAAUGAAGUGAUGCCUCUGACCUCAUUGGUGGUGUCACAAGGUGGGGACUGUUCCUCUGACCUAAGCACCCGAGCACCCAUCCUCUUCACGCACAACACCAUCACUGGCUGCACAUUCAGCUCUCCAGCUACUGACUGCUCAGAGCUGCGCUCACAGAUUUACGGGAUCUUGCGGGGACUCGCUACUCCUGAUGAGAUCGCCAUGAGCUCGGACUCCCAGCCGGAGUGGACGAGAGUCAUCGCACAGGAGUGUCCCGUCAGUAUGCAGGAAACAUGUGAAUCAGGCUGCGUCCUCCCUCACUCUCUCUCCAUCCAAGUGCUGUGGGCUCGCCAGGGUCUCCUUGAUCUUCCCCAGAACUACAUCCUGGGGGCCAGAUACCUUUUCCAGUGUCAAAAUUUCAAGUGUCCUCUGUUGUCCCCUCUCGCUCUGACCACCAGAGUUAUGUUCGCUGACAGUACAGUCCACCCAGAACCCCCCAGGGGCUUGUCUCAGCCUCACUGGAAGUUUCCGUUUGGCUUCUUCACGAGAGGCACCGCUGAGCUGGAUGGCCACGUUAUUAAUAACAGCAGCAGCACAGAGAAGGUCACAUGGAGUUUAAUGCUGUUCGCAGUCAUGUUGCUAACAGGAUUAGAAUUCCUGUGCAGAUAGCUCGAUGGGCAACUGUGGAGCAGACUGGGACUCAGGGAAAGUUUUCUAAAACAGUUAAUUUAUUGUUUUGAUAAUUUCACAGAAAUAAAUACAUUUUUACAAGACAGUUUGAGUCAUUAUUAGAUUGCAUCACUGAGGUAAAGACGCAC